GUUGUCUCAACUUCAUCAAAUAGUCGUUUUAUUUCUGUGUGUUGUAUUCGUGCCACGUUGUACCACAAGGCUGUAUCGUUGAGUGGGGGUAUAAAGAACGUCACCAGCGCUCUUAUCUCUGUUAGGUUUAAACGUUUAUGACGGAGUGACUCUAAACAGAACCAAAAUGAUCUUCAUAACGAGAGGUAAAGUUAGCAUUUUUUCGAUUUUUAUCCUUGGUUUGACCACCUUUCUCAUGUACGCCUCAUACCAAGUGAAGUUCGGACAAGAUAUUAGCCAACCCACUCACAGCAACAGCACAAUAGAUGAGAUCGUCUCUCGAAAGGUUGUUCUAACUCAAGCUACAGCCACGGAAAAACCCACAAAUAAUUCAUCGCCAAAGCCUUUCGUUUAUCUCACUCAAACAGAGCAAUGCCUUCCCUCAAACUUUGCCUCUUCUUCCGAGAUCGGCGACCCCGAGACAUGUAACUGUGAUGUCAUAGUGCUAAGCUUUCGUACCAAAUGUCAAGUGCAAAAGUCGCCUCACAUCACUUAUCUGUUCUAUCCCAAUACUGGAUGGGGAACGGGACGAAAUGUUCUGUAUUUUGCUGCCAUAACGAGAUCUCCAAAAUACCAUUAUUACAUUUUUAUGGAUGAGGAUGUGGUGCUGCAUUUACAUUCAAUUGCUCCUCCACAAAUGAAGAGGCUUCCGCCGUUUAGAGUCUUCGAACAAUGGCUCCUAGAUUACGAGCCAGCAGUUGGCAUUGUGAAUUACUCAGCGCAUCAUAAGGGCAUCUGGACCAUUGAGCUACGAAAGAAAAUGUGUAACAAGAGGGACAGUCCCCUUGUGAUACCUAUACUAUGGUUCGAUGCUCUUUUCAAUGCAUUUCAUUACAAAUCUAUUGAGCAUCUCUUCCCUUACCGUACGCAGUAUGAAAGCAAAUCCUGGUGGUCAUCGCAAUACUACAUGUUUUCUGCUGUGGAACUGAUAUUUCGAGGUCAGGCAUUGAUGUUUGUGCCCGUUAUUGCGGGAAAUCCAAAACAUCGCCCAUACCCAAGGUCUAUAGAGAACGAAAACACAAGGUGGAGAGAUUACAUCGAUACGAUUCGACAGGAAGCUCCUUUAAUUUACAGAAAUCAGACUUUAUUCGAAGAUUUUAGGCAGAAUCUUGAGGGUUACGUCGACAACUCGACAACAUAUUGCAUGAAUGUAACACGGCGUCAACAAAUUAAACCAUACAGUCAUUUUGAUUUUUAGACAGAGAUCUAGUUGAUGAGGUUAGUGAAGAGGUAAACUAUAGUUCAGCGAUUUUCUAAUUUUUUCUUAUUCUAGGCCCAAUUCGUGGAUGAAAUGCUGUAUCCAUUCAAAUUAUAGGCUGCUUUGUUUAUAAAGUUGUUGACCUGUGAUUUUCAUCAAAGUGAUGUCCGUGAGGAAGAGUACGACUGUCACAUUGGGAAUUAAACCAUUUUUCACGUGUCGGUUGCACUCAGUUUAUUUACCGGGGAAGUAUUUCCUGAUCCAUAUUUUUUAUUCAAUAUAUGUGUGUUAUGCUUUCUUUAGUUAACCGGCCUCAUUAAACUGUUCAGACCUCUGAAUUCAAAUUUUUAUUCUGACCGGAAUCAUUGCUCUCUGUUUGAACCCAAAGAUUUAGAUCGCUUUCUUGAUCCGUAUUUUGAAUAAGUUUGAGAGCCUUGUUGAGGGCCAUCCGACAGGAAAAACGUGGUCUUUAACAAACAGAAGUAGAGGUCUAUAUCUUCAUCAAUGUAAAUUGUGCAUCAAAUUAUCGCAACCAACCGUGUUUUGAGAUGCCAAAGGGUGAACAAACUUUUCCGAAAUUAGACUUUAAACGGUGCCAUUCUAAAAACAUCAUAGUAACGUGGCCUUAAAUUCACAACCAUUAUGCGAGCUUCACAAAAGGCUGCUGCUUUAUUCUUCCAAAAAAAGACGAUUAUAUGAGUCGAGAAUGCCUUUUUGUGGUGCCACCAACUAUGUAAGCAGACCGCCAAGCGAUGAAAAAAACAGCAGUGAGACUUUUCAGAAGUCACAGUUAAGCAGCCAGACUGUUUAGCAUAAUUCAAAAUGGUGUCGGUCGUUGUUCAUUUUUAGCACAUAUGACGAUAAAUACAGAAAGUUAGUUUGUCCUAGGAGGGAGGAGGUGACUUUAUUAUUUUCCGGUAUAAGCGGGAGUUAGAAGUCACUGCUAAUGUGACGUCACAUAGCAACAAAACAAGCGCUUCGCAUAGCUUGCUCAGUUUAGCGAGGGAACGCUAUCAGUAAGAAACAAAGAGAAGGCCAAUAGAGGCCAUUUUUAAGUUACUACUAACUAAUUUACCAUGUGUGUGCGAGGUAUGUUGUAUAUAUUGCCUUUGAGUUUAAUCGUUUAUUUUUUUGUGAAAGUGAUUGUCUGUAAUUUCACUGACGACAAUUCUGGGAAAGUGAGCUGUCCGCCAUAUCGACUUCGGAACGCGUCAAGACAAACCGAAACUAACGAUGUCUUCUUUGUAAGCCUCAUAAAAAGUUUUUCCUUUUUAAUAAAAUAGCUAUACCCGAUGUUAUCUGGGGUCAAUCUAACCAGUCAUUCUGCUCACCAAUCCUUUUAACUUUUAGGUAGUUAAUUCAUCGAAUUGUACUGAACAGUGGUGAACCAAGGGUGCGUAUUUAUUUUGUCAGCUUGUGUUGUUAAGCACUUAGUGAGAGCCAAAGACUCUUGAGCGUUUAGGAUGCUGCCUUGUGUUUUGAACUUGUGUUUAGUAUGGUAAGUAUAGUAUUAGAUAUUUAGGCCCACACAUAUGAGGCAAGAUUAGCCAGAAACUACGCAGUAAGACCAGUCUUCAGGCUUUCAGGAAAGGGGUGCUAUAGAUACUGAUGAAAUACCAGGAUUUUUCUUUUUACUAAAAAAUCAUCUUCAUCGCGCGCAGUGAAGAUACUAUUUUUAUCUUUCACGUGUGAGGAUAUUGGUGUCGCCAUGGUUACUAACAUAAUUAGCCAAUUACAAGAGGGCUUCCUGCUCAGGCGCGUGGCCGGUUCUUUUGAAAUUUCAUUCACAAAAUGGCUUCGAGGUGCGAAGACAGGACAGUUACCAGUGACUUUCUCGACGAGCUACCAAAUUUUCACACCGAUACUUUUUCAAGCUUGAAGAACAUUCAGGAAGAUUUGCCGAAGUCUCGGAAAGUGAUGUCGAAAAUAUAAGAAAAAU
Molecule: messenger RNA, 3176 nt
Organism: Pocillopora verrucosa
Lineage: Eukaryota; Metazoa; Cnidaria; Anthozoa; Scleractinia; Pocilloporidae
Source: RefSeq, a predicted model, not a curated record